Molecule: messenger RNA, 2061 nt
Organism: Trichobilharzia szidati
Lineage: Eukaryota; Metazoa; Platyhelminthes; Trematoda; Strigeidida; Schistosomatidae
Source: the annotation of a GenBank genome assembly
AUGCGCUCAAUUAGAGAUCUUAAUCAAAGCACGUUACAUGGAAGACCUAUUCGUGUUUCUCUUGGUACGACAAAGUACUGUAGUCAGUUCCUAAGAGGCACUAAGUGUACCAAGCAUGAGUGUAUGUAUUUGCAUGAAUUGGGCGAUUCAGCUGCAAGUUUUACUAAGGAAGAAAUGCAAGCUGGAAAGCAUACUGAAUAUAUGAAUAAGCUGUUACAAGAAUUUUGUCAAUCUAAAUCAUCGUGUACUUUGGAUUCACAAAAAGAGGAAACCACUAUCUUAGGUCCAGUAGAUUCUUCCGGGUCAAAUACAAACGAUGCUACUAUAUCCCAUCCUGUUGAAUCAAGCAGUCAUUCAAAUGGUCGAAGUCGGGUGAGAUAUGAUGGUACUUCUUCCAUGUCAAGUGAAAACUCAAAUUUUCAAAUGUUGGAUAGAUCUACAUCACAGUCAGAACAAACAUCGGAUUCAGGAAGGAAUGUAUCGACUAGAGAUACGCGUAAAUUAAGACAUACAGAUAAAGACCAUAUGAGUGGAAAUUCAGUUUCUGAUGCUUCUGUCAAUGAUAAAUCCAAAUUAAGUUACGGUAAUUCCAAUAAGUCCAACAACUGGAAUCAUUCAUCAUCUUCAUCAGAUUAUUCAUAUAGGAAACCUGCGAAAAAUUCGUUUGGAAAUUUUCAUUUUAAGAAUACGCCUGAAACAACAGACGCAGACAAGUCUUACGGUGUAGGUGGUAAAAGUGUUAAUGUACGACAUAAUCAUUCCGUACAAAAUCGAAUUGCAGUGUCUCAGUCCGCUCCAUCUAAUCAAGUAUCCACUGCUGCAGAGCCAGUUUGCACAAAUAGUAAUAGUUGUCAUCGUACCUGGUGUCGUCCGACUUCAGUGAAUUCAUCUAAUAUGCAACCACUAUUAGGAGAUGAACCUGCAGAUAUUGAUUUUGAUCCAUUUCGUGAAUCACAACAGGGUUUAGCUGAAUUGUUAGCUGCUGAAGUUGCACGCCUUGAAGUAUCUGAUUCUCUAUCCAAUCAUCGUGUAUGUUAUGCUAAUGGGUCUUCAGUGAAUAAAACUCCUUACUGUUCAACUGGUGGUGGUGGUGAUCCAGUGAAAUCACAGUCUUCUCACAUAGACACCAGAGUUCCUCAGACAACAGUAGGUUGCGAUCCUUCUCAACCUACAGGAAUACAUCCAUGGUAUCCUAAUUUAAUGUCAUACAACAGAAGUAACAAUGAUGCAGAUAAAGUAUCCAAUGUGAGUUACAAUAAUUUUACUAGCCAUUAUCCACCUCCUGGUUUUGAGGAAGCUGUAAAAGCUUAUGAUCAGGCUUCUUCUAACAAUCAGUUUUUGUCAUCUUCUGCACCUGAUCCUUUAAGUCCAGCCUAUCCAGAGCCAAAUUAUUCAUGCCCUGAAAAUUUUGGAUGUAACAAUAACAAUAUACAUAAUACAACUGGGUCUUUACUACAAUCUACUGCAUUUUCAAGAAAUCUACCUUCAACAGACUCUAGUAGUGGAAAAUAUACAGCAAACUCUAUGUCUUUAGAGAAUUGGCUCGAAGCUAAACGAAUAUCUGAUCAUAUAAGUGCAAUGUAUCCAGACACCUUCUACUCACCAAUUCCUCCACCUGUACCUGAUGUUAACAACCAGGUAAAGGGUGAAUCAAUUCCACAGAACUCUAGUCAGUUUAUGAACAACGUAUUUACUGCUGUGUUCAAUGCUCCCGGUGUAACAAGUAAUGGUGCAACCAGUAUGUAUGAUAAAUCUGCAGCAAAAUCUUCAGCAUCUAUGUUCGAUCUUAGUCAACUAAUUAAUCAGCUUUAUUGUCAAUCCUCUAGUUAUUCAGAAACAAAUACACAUCCUCCUAAUGAUUGGUCAGCUAGAGUCAGUAUGCCUUUAGGAUGUACACAAAAUGAAGUUGUAGAUUCAUCUAUGUGUUCUAGUUCAGCAGCGCCAAACCCGAAUAUUUUCAUCCCUGGAAAAUAUGUAUCUAGGACAGGUUCUUUCCCUAGUAAUAAUGAAUAUCAACAACAUCAGAAGAUGCUGUUUGGCAUAGUAAGUAUCAAUACUUGA